AUGCCAAGCAUGCAUACACACCCUUGCUGGUAUUUCCUUGAACGAAGCGUUCUACACGGUUUGAGAAGGUCGAUAUCGACUGUGGGGUUUUCACUCCGCUCCGCCUUGAACGCGGCAAGGGUCGUUUCUCAAGUCGAUAAGAAGUUCAUCCUCAUCUGCGUGAAGAAGUCACCAAAUAUUGGUGAUAGAGAAGACGCAGAGCUUCUAGUCCUCGUCGACCAGCACGCGGCGGACGAGCGCAUACGAGUUGAAGGCUUACUAGCAGAUCUGAAAGCAAGCCCAGUGUUACUUCCAAACCCCUUGAUUUUCGAGAUCCAAGCUCGCGAGCACCGCCUCUUAUCCCGUCUUGCGUCUUCUUUCGCAGCCCUGGGUGUCGUCUAUGACAUGAGCGCUCCAGCUCGAUCUCCAAGGUGCAAGAUCAUCGUGAAAGCACUACCAGCGGCAAUCGCAGAGAGAUGCAGACUCGAGCCCAAGGUCUUGAUCGAACUGAUCAGGAGCGAAUCUUGGAAGUGCGAAGAAGAAGGAGGAGGAGGAGGCUUCCUAGCCACCAAGACCUGUCCACAGGGACUGCUCGACAUGCUCAACUCGCGGGCCUGCCGAAGUGCUAUCAUGUUCAAUGACGAGUUAACAAAUGAAGAAUGCCAAACACUUAUUAGGCGGCUUGGGAAUUGUGCUUUCCCCUUCCAAUGCGCACAUGGGAGACCGAGUAUGAUUCCACUGGUGGAUGUGGGUGCUGGCGCCUCGCUUUGUAUUGGAAAGCAGGUCUUUGGGUCGCAAAAGGGCGAGGUGGAUAUGAGCAAUGAAAGUAAACCUUUUGGAGCUGCUUGGAAGUUUUGGAAACCUGACGGAUAG
Letharia columbiana is the source of this 852-nucleotide messenger RNA. RefSeq lists its product as uncharacterized. Gene Ontology annotation, cellular component: mismatch repair complex. The coding region runs from base 1 to 852 and encodes 283 amino acids. Lineage: Eukaryota; Fungi; Ascomycota; Lecanoromycetes; Lecanorales; Parmeliaceae. Gene Ontology annotation, biological process: mismatch repair. The transcript is spliced from 2 exons. The record is from RefSeq and is a predicted model, not a curated record. Gene Ontology annotation, molecular function: ATP binding; ATP-dependent DNA damage sensor activity; ATP hydrolysis activity.